AUGCCCGUCACACAGGGCGUGCUGGCGGUGGCCGCGGUCCUAGGGUUCCUCUACACGCUUGUCAAAGUGUCCAAAGUAGGCAGUAGGGCAAAGGGCCUUCCACCCGGGCCGCCUACAAUUCCAAUUUUAGGCAACCUUCAUCUUAUGCCCAGAGUAAAGCCGCAUCUUCAGCUACAGAAAUGGGCACAAGAGUACGGGCCGAUCUAUUCAUUGAUCCUGGGAUUGAAAGUCAUGAUCGUCCUUUCGUCCGAUGUUACAGUCAAGGACUUACUGGACAAGAGGAGUUCAAUUUAUUCAGACCGGCCUGACAUGUUUAUCGGUCAAAAAAUUGCCAGUGGCGAUAUGAGAUUGGUAGUGAUGAGAUAUGGGGAGAACUGGCGAAUGAUCCAUCGAAUAAUCCAUAACAUCCUCAACAUCAAAGCCGCCGUCACCUACCUUCCCUAUCAGGAUCUCGAGAACAAAUUCCUCCUAGCAGGCUUGUUAGAAACUCCUCAUGAUGUUCUCAAUCACAUUAGAAGGUAUAGCUAUUCUUUGUCCACUCAGAUGAUCUUUGGCUAUCGGUGUCCGGACCUUAAAGAACCUAGAUUGCAACAAUUAUUCUGGAGUUUUGAGAGAUGGGGUGAGCUAGCUGGAAGCGCAAGUGCCCAACUUGCCGAUUUGUUUCCCAUCAUGCAAAAGCUCCCAGCCGCUCUGGCGCCCAAUGUGCGAUAUGCGGCAAAGCUCCAUGAGAAGGAGAAGGAGCUCUAUGUAGGCCACUGGAUGCAGGCGAAGCGAGGCCUGGAAGCCGGCACAGGAUUAGUCCCCUUGUUUCUGCAACGACCUUUUGAAAGCGCAGACAACCGAGGGAUUUUCCGACGAUGCAGCGAGGACAUCAGCGGCUCGCUGCUAGAGGCAGGCUCCGAUACUACGGCGUCUAUCCUUUAUGGCUUCAUUCAGGCUUUGCUGCUCUGGCCUGAUGUACAGAAGAAGGCUCAAGAGGAAAUCGACCGAGUCGUGGGGUAUGAUCGAAUGCCGACCAUUGACGACUAUGCCGAGAUGAGCUACAUUCGCUGCUGCAUUAAAGAAAGUCUGCGUUGGAUGCCGACCGUGUCUCUGGGUGUACCUCAUGCCGUGGUCCAAGAUGACGUCUACAACGGCUAUGUGAUUCCAAAGGGUGCUACAGUCGUUAACAAUGUUUGGUCAAUCCACAUGGACCCCAAACGCCCACCCGAUCCGCGCCGAUUCAACCCAGAUCGAUUCGCUGAUGACCCGACAACGCUCUAUCAAUCGGCCACGGGGGACCCAAAGAAACGUGAUAACUUCGUCUUUGGCGCUGGCCGCCGCCUUCGCCAGGGUAUACACAUAGCUGAGAGGUCCCUCUUCUUGGGCAUGUCGCGGAUGCUUUGGGCAUUCAGCGUUUCCAAGGCUUUGGACAGUAAGGGGCUGCCUAUCACCCCGGACAUGGAUGACCUACUCGGAGGGCAAGAUCGAAUCAUCAGAGACGCCGUGCGCGAGUGCGAAGAGUUGCUUGAUCCCAAGACGAAGCAGUGGACGAAAGUGCCCCCGGGAAUGGCCUUCUCUACCUGGAUGCCGGAGAAGAUCGAGGCUUGA
Exophiala xenobiotica is the source of this 1590-nucleotide messenger RNA. RefSeq lists its product as uncharacterized. Lineage: Eukaryota; Fungi; Ascomycota; Eurotiomycetes; Chaetothyriales; Herpotrichiellaceae. The record is from RefSeq and is a predicted model, not a curated record. The transcript is spliced from 8 exons. Gene Ontology annotation, molecular function: heme binding; monooxygenase activity; iron ion binding. Bases 1 to 1590 code for a protein of 529 amino acids.